Brassica oleracea var. oleracea is the source of this 369-nucleotide messenger RNA. The record is from the annotation of a RefSeq genome assembly. NCBI's taxonomy places the organism in Eukaryota, Viridiplantae, Streptophyta, Magnoliopsida, Brassicales, Brassicaceae.
AUGCUUGCUUCUAAGCCCUCCAGUGUUCCAAUGACUCCAAAUCUGAAGCUCUCUAAUACUGAUGGUGAUCUGCUUCCAGAUAGAGAGGCUUAUAGGAGUUUAGUUGGCCGGUUGAUGUAUCUCUGCAUCACCAGACCAGACAUCACCUUUGCUGUGAAUAAGUUGUGCCAGUUUUCCUCUGCUCCUCGCACAACACAUCUCAAGGCUGUUCACAAGGUACUUCAGUAUUUGAAGGGGACUAUUGGCCAAGGUCUCUUAUAUUCAGCUGAUGCAGACCUUACCCUCACUGUGCUGAUGCUGACUGGGCAUCAUGUCAGGAUAGUCGGAGGUCCACUACUGGUUUUGCUAUGUUUCUUGGUUCCUCUUUGA